UCCAAGGGCAGUUCGAAACACAACACUUAUCUUCAGAGCAGGGCUUUGAUUGCGCACGUUUUUCCUGUGCUCGAGUGAGAUGAAAUAUGGAGAAUUACGUGAUUUUAGACGCCAUGUGCCCUGGUUCGUUUGGAACAACAUUACUUGUUAGUGACAGAAGCAGCGGUUUGGAACUUACAUUAAAGAAGAUUGAAUGUUUAGACGACGGUAGAGCCAACGAAACUCUUCAAGAGGCACUACCCCUUCUGGAGGUUAGGCACCCAAACAUUGUACGCGUCAGAGAGAUGUUCAUAUCCUGGGAUAAAGAGAUAUCUUCAGUGAUCCUCAAUGUGGUGAUGGAUUGUCCGGACACAGACACUCUCUCCACCGCCAUCAGUUCCCAGCGAGAUGAGAAGAGGCCUUUUGGGAAGCAGCUGAAGGACGUGACUUCUCCACUCAGGGCAGUCGUGUCACUGGGGCUGUCAAUUCAAUUCAAUUCAAAUGCCAUCCAGACAUUCCUCGGACAGAUGACCGAUGCUCUGACCUACCUCCACAAACAGCACAUCAUCCACAGAAACCUGAAACCGUCUAACAUCCUGGUGAAGGGAUUGACCUUCCGCGUCUGUGACUUUGGGACGGCCACUUUCAGCAGUGACACAAUGAAGCUGCAGGUGAAGACCAAAGAAGGUGACCGGUGCUGGAUGUCCCCUGAGAGUGUGAGCAGGAAGCAGUGGACGGACAAGUCGGACAUCUGGUCUUUUGGCUGCGUGCUGCUCGACAUGCUCACCUGCCACAUACACAGCCAUCUGGCCAGUCUCUCCCAGCUGUUGAGUUUGAAACAGACUAUGGGUCCCCUGGACAUCAUCACAUGUAAAGAACUGCACACUGUUCUUCGGAAGAUGUUCCAGCACAACCCUGAGUACCGUGCCAAUGUGUGGGACCUGAUGAAGGAUGUGCUGGUGCAGAGGUGUCUGGUGCUGUGUGGCGGCCCGCCGCACGUCAUGAAGACGAUGCCCUCAGGAGUCACUGGACCCCCUUUCCACGAGGGCCUCAACAAAGUGUUAGACUUCAUGCUGGCCUAUAAGGAUGUAGAGUCUACUCAGCUGCAGAUUCUCUCAUAUCUGACGUCAGAGAAGAAGACAGUGACGGGUCGUCAGGAUGAGGUGGUCAGAGCGACCUGCUUCACCAUGAUGGCCCACAAGGACUCCGCUGCCGUCCAGCUCCGAGCCUGCCAGAUGCUCCAGGUGUGUGUGGAGGCAGGUAGGACUACCUAUCCAUCAGGGGAGGAGAGUGGUGCCCAGAAGCAGUGUGUGUAUGACGACAGCGUCAUCUCUUGUGUGCUGUCUGCAGUGGACGUCCACGAUGGACAACCUGAGCUGCUGACCGAAGCCUUCCGCCUCCUUUUCAUCCUAUCUGAAAAUGCCCGGUCAGCGAGGUCGUUUCUGGAGCUGAAUGGCGUGGGUCAAGCGGUCCGAGCACUCAAGGCUUUCUCCCACCACCAGCCCAUCAUCUGCCACACCUGCAGAUGCAUCUGGAGAGCUCUGGAAACACAUGAGCCCCCGGCUGGCGUGCAUCUGUGGGGCUGUGUGGAGGCCGUGUGUGUUGCCGCGGAGACACACCCGCAGGAAGGAGUGGUGAUGGGGGCCGUGUGUGCCGCGCUGCUGUCCCUCUCUGUCCGAGAGACGUUCGAGGAUAAGGAUGUUGAAGACGCGACCUUGGUGCUGCUGCAGGCCCUGAGAGGUCACUCCCGCCUGCCCACCCUGGUGCAGCAUGCCUUCCUGGCACUGGUCAACCUCACCCACAUGUCCAAGGCAGCAUGUUUGCGUGUCCUGGUUGCCCCCGGCGGCGGAAGUGGCAUUGUCGUGAUGAGGGAGGCACGGCGACAGUAUCCCAGCGACCCACAGAUGAGCCACUGCAUGGUCCGAGUUCUGGCGGCCAUGACUGAGCACGCUGAGGUGCUGGAAGAGCUGAUUUCUGUUGGUGCUCAGGAGGAUCUGAAGCAGAUUGAAGCUGACUCUGCUGCAGAUGAGGACCUGAAGAUGUUGAUCCAGCUGACCCUGUCCAGGCUGAGGGAGAUGGAGAAGGCUUCCUUGUCAUGACAGAGUCUACCCAAGGAUGGAUUAUUUUCAGUUAACAAUGUAUUCUUAAUAAAUGUUUGGUCAUGUUA
Molecule: messenger RNA, 2146 nt
Organism: Alosa alosa (allis shad)
Lineage: Eukaryota; Metazoa; Chordata; Actinopteri; Clupeiformes; Clupeidae
Product: serine/threonine kinase-like domain-containing protein STKLD1
Exons: 20
Coding region: 87-2078 (663 amino acids)
Biological process (GO): protein phosphorylation
Molecular function (GO): protein serine/threonine kinase activity; ATP binding
Source: RefSeq, a predicted model, not a curated record